Molecule: messenger RNA, 957 nt
Organism: Ziziphus jujuba (common jujube)
Lineage: Eukaryota; Viridiplantae; Streptophyta; Magnoliopsida; Rosales; Rhamnaceae
Product: expansin-like B1
Exons: 4
Coding region: 38-790 (250 amino acids)
Biological process (GO): sexual reproduction
Cellular component (GO): extracellular region
Source: RefSeq, a predicted model, not a curated record
UACCUUCCAUUUUCUUUUCUUGGAAAUACUCGCCAAAAUGGGGUUUCCAAUGGAAAAACAAAUGGUUUUUCUUGGUCUUGUGGUUCUCUUUCCUUUACUUUGUACCUCUGAUAACACCUUUACAAGCUCCAGAGCCACCUAUUAUGGUAGCCCUGAGGCAUACGGAACUCCAGGUGGUGCCUGUGGGUAUGGAGGAUAUGGAAAGACUGUCAAUUUUGGCAAUGUUGCUGGAGUUUCUAGGCUCUACAGGAAUGGAUCUGGCUGUGGUGCUUGUUAUCAGGUUAAGUGCACAGAUACUGAAUAUUGCAGUGAUGAUGGGGUGAACGUAGUGGUGACUGACUCUGCUGAAGGAGACAGAACAGAUUUCGUUCUCAGCACAAGAGCCUACACAAAGUUGGCAAAGCCAAACUUGGCCAUGGAGAUGUUUGAUUAUGGUGUUGUUGAUGUCGAAUACAGAAGGAUCUCUUGCAAGUACUCUGGUUACAAUCUCAUGAUCAAGGUCCAUGAGCAAAGUAGAUAUCCACAAUACUUGGCCAUAGUCAUUCUAUACGUAGCAGGACAAAAUGACUUAACAGCAGUCGAGUUGUGGCAGGAGGGUUUGAAGGAAUGGAACCCUAUGAGAAGAGCCUCUGGGGCAGUAUUUGACUACGCCAACCCACCAUCAGGUUCUAUAAACUUGAGGUUCCAACUGAGUGGAAAUGCUGGCUAUACCUGGGUCCAAUCCAACAAUGCCAUCCCUGGUUGUUGGAAAGCUGGUGCUGUCUAUGAUUCAUCCAUUAAGCUUGCUUAGAUGGAGUUUAGUGUGUGUGCAAGUAUAUAUAUAUAUAUAUAUAUAUAUUUACACACCAUGUUUUCAGUUGCUUUGUGUUUGGUGUAAUGAUAUAUAGUGUGGCAGAGUAGGGUGCAGUUCCUCUGCUGCCUCUGCUCAAUAAAUAAUUAGAUCUGUACUUUCAUAUA